GGCUGUCAGUCGGACGCGCGUCUUGUCCGUGUUCGGUGUUUUCCCGUGCUGCAGACUACGCGUGACUAUUCGAUCCUACACGACUACGUUAACAUUUUGUUUUUAACGUAAACGUCUGUCUUGUGACCGUUUCGGCCACCUUUUUCUCUACCCUCGAUCCACCACUUGUUGCACCGUCACGAAAAAACAACUUCACCGGCCAGCACAUAUAUUGCGGGAACCGCUAUUAAGAAUAUACUUUUACAAGCCGUCACCCAAGGAUCUAUGCCAUAAACAAAUCAAAUAUCUCCGAAUUAGUGGAAUCGACGGGGCACUAUGAUAAUUAACGUGCACAUCUGUCCAGUCGUUUUUCUCCUCAUUAACAUCAUUCACAAUGUGCGAUUGGUGGACAUUGCGGAGUUACCGGUAAUGCAAGAACCGACAGCAAAACCACUACAUUCUAAAGAGGGCGAUUCGGCUUUAAUGACAUGUGUCGUAAGAAAUUUAGGCGAUCACACAGUUUUGUGGAAAACUGAAAAUAAGGAUAGACACAGCUGGAAAGUGUUGACUGCCGCGGAAUCUAGAAUUACUGCCGACAGGAGGUUCGAAGUUCUGCACGACAAAGGUGGUGACGUCUGGGUGUUGUCAAUUAAGAAUGUCAAGUUUAACGACUCCGGUGUGUACGCUUGCGAGGUAAAUAGCGACCCAGUCGUCAGAUCGUUCCACACAUUAUCGGUGCUCUCUUCUAAUCUUGAACCGCCUCUAGAAAACAUUACUUCUGUGUACUACGGCAAAGAUGACGAAACCGAGGCGAUCGACGUCAAAAACCACAACUACACGGACUGUUGUAUAGCAAGAAACGUGAGCGCGAGCUGCUUAGGAUUUUGUAAUAUACAAAGCAUAUUGGACGGAAGCACCGGGCAAGACCCGGAAAACUGCGAGCCGGAUUUUAAGUCCAUCGUGAAAUGCAUGGCAGACGGUAGAAAUCACGUUCCUUGCUGUAUUCAAGAAGGUAUUCCCGACAUAUGCCAAGAUGUUUGUCAAGGAGAGUACACUCCAAUCACAGACAAUAUAAAAACGAUGGUCUCGUGUUCACCCUACACCGAACAGACAUUGGCAUGCAUCGUUGAGGGGAUAGAGAUCCUACCUAGCCAGCCCGAAGAUGUGCAAGUUAUAGUCAACAGCAGCUCCCUAUUUAAAAUAUCGUGGGACAAGCCUAAGUCCAAUUCGGCGUCUGUUAAAGAAUUUGUCGUAAACGUGACCAUGUUGAAGUCGUUUGACAGCAUAAGCUCGUUCCCAGAUAACGACGGCAAUAGUCAAUCGGUUGUUACACCUCAUAGUAUUCAAGUAAAGGUACCGGGAACCGAGUAUGAAGUCAAAAUCGACAACUUGACACCAUUCACAAUGUAUGAAGUAACUAUUGUGGCUACUAAUAAGCAUGGAUCUAGUCUACCUUCAUUAGCUAUACGAUCUCUUACACUGAAUACCGAUCAAAAGACUACACGUAAAGCAAAUGCCGACCCUUCAAAGUUACCUCCAUUGCCCGACAUAAGAUCAUGUUGCGUUAAAAAGGGCAUUACACAUUCCUCAUGUUUAGAUAAGUUAUGUGACCCAUCAAAAUCCGACGGAGCCGAAGUAACCGAUUUAAUGAUUUGUGCCCCAUGGGCAUCACAAACAUUCAGUUGUCUCACAAACGGAAUAGAUCAUACUCCCUGUUGCCGUGCAAGAGGUUUGCCGCCUCUGUGUCAAACAUUGUGUGCUGGUAAUCUGACCCAAAUAGAUUUCAGCUAUUUCAAGUGUUUACGUUUUAUGGAUGACUACACAAGUUGUCUUUUACAAGGAUACGGAAUAGUUCCGUCAGCUCCUAGACGUCUUAGAGUUUCUAACGUGGAUGUUGAUUUUGCAAUAUUCCAUUGGGAACCGCCAAAGGACUUGGCAGAAACUGUCACACAUUAUAACGUAUUUUACAGACUAGUUGACGACGAAUACGAUUCUGUCACAAACGUACAUUCUCCAUUUAUUUUGGAACAUUUAAAACCUAAUACUUUAUAUGAAGUAUUUGUGGAAGCUGUCAACGGACAUGGCUCCGGGGAGCCUUCACAGCGUAUUGUUUUCUCCACCAAAAGCCAGAUCGUCAAAGACCGUGAGCUGACCACCUCGUCGUAUAAUCUGACUGAAUGUUGCGUGAAUAUCAAACUUCGACAAAUGUGCAUGCCGCUGUGCUCGUUUGACGCCAAUAUGACUGAUAUCAGAAACUUAGCGCCAUUUUGUGGUGCAGAACUCCAUAAACUCAUUAAGUGUGGGGCGGGCGGUCGCAAUCAUGGAGCUUGCUGCACGCGCCGAGGAGUCCCAGGAAUAUGUACACCACUGUGCACCGGUGUCGUGCCAGACUCUUUAAUAAGCACAGCGGUUAAUUGCGCCUCGUUCAUAGGCAACGUCGUACAAUGCUUUGAAGAAGGUACUGGCAAGUUACCAGGUCCCGUGGGUGACAUGCACGCUGUAAAGUUAACCAAUACCAGCGUCUCGUUAGUGUGGAACUCUCCAAACGAUAACAGUAAUAUUACCACUUACGUAGUGCACUACCAAAAAGUCAACAAUGCUACUGUGCACGAGAAUACAAUCAAAUUAGAUCAGCAAGUCGAAGUAAACGAGACUUCAAUUCAAUUAAAAAAAUUGGAAACUGGAAAAUUGUACAAAAUUUUUGUCGUAUCCAAAAAUGCUCACGGCACAUCGUUACCAUCAUCUAUACUUUUGCUCAAUAUUACUGACACAGAUGUUGACAAAAGAGGUAUAGUAGGGGUAACGUCUCCUCCACAUUCUUUAGUCGUCUCCGGACAUAGUGCCAAUUUUGUUACCAUUAAUUGGCAACCGCCAGAGUUCAGUCACGUAUCCGAAGAAAUCAACUAUAAGCUUUACUGGAAAACCGUGGCGGAGACUUCGUUCCAUCAGGUAGACGUACCCGUGCCCGCGUUCACUCUUGAUAAUUUGUCGCCAAACUCGCAGUACAUUGUUUACAUCGUGGCCGUAUCGAAAAACGGACAGAGUCUACCGUCCGAAACACUGAUUGCAUGGACCGAUCCGGCUUACCCAGCGUUCGUCGAACCACCUACUGUCCAUCCGAUAAACCUUGUGAUUGAGGGUAGCAGCAUGACAGUUUUGUGUAUUGCUAUGGGCACGCCAUCGCCAACUAUUUCUCUUUAUAUAUCCGGGAGAUUGGUAAGACAGGAGACAUCUAGACAUAUGGUGACAGUCAUUCAUAAUGUCACUAGGGAUAUGGACGAAAUAUCGUGUUACGCUGAUAACGGUUACGGCACACCAAUGCAAUCGUCCAGGAAAAUCAGCAUAAGUUAUGUUCCCAAAUUGGUGGCGUCUAAGAUCACUAUGGCUAGUCUCGGCGACACAGUUACACUUGAAUGUAUGGUAGACGCUCAUCCUGAACCAAAAAUGAUGUUUUGGAGAGACGCGCAAGGUCGGACGCCUGUCAUCCAAAGCAGCAAGCAUGACAUCAACGUGAUUCGCUCCAAAGAAGAUUACACUAAAUUUGUUAUGGAACUCACCAUUAGUAAAUUGACCGAGCAAGACGAUGGCGACUAUUACUGUCACGCGGAAAACUCGUUUGGAAGCUCCACAAAGCCGGUAUCCGUGAGAAUCAGAAACUCGGUGACCACCAAUAACGUGACCCAGUGUUGCGUUCAACAAAAUGUUACCGCCGGUUGUUUAGACGCCUGUUCUUCGUCGUACCUCGAUAUUAAUGUGGCCAUUGCCAGAGCAGAUUGUUUCAACGAUUUUGACAAAUUAAUGAAAUGCGCAUCAGAUGGAUCGGACCAUAGAGCUUGUUGUUCAGACCGUGGAGUACCCAGACGUUGCUUGGAAUGGUGCCGAGGAGAACCAGUCAACAACAAAAUGUGCGUUCUUUCUUAUUCAAAAUCAAUAUUAGCUUGCUUCCACGAACUCAAAGACAAAUUGCCCGGACCUCCGACCAACGUGCGCAUAGAAAAUGCGGACGGCCAUACAAUCAUUGUAAAGUGGGAUCCGCCGACAAAAAAUCCACAGACUGUCGAAGUUUACAGGGUGUUUUGGAGACGUGUAGGUAACAAUAGUCCAGAGAAAAACGACACUAAAGAAACGUCUAUGCGAAUCAGUGGACUUAAGGAUGAUCUGGUCUAUGAACUGGUUCUCAAAGCCGGUAACGCGAGAGGAAUGAGUACGCUUACUAGUCCAUUACGAUUUUCUACAUCUGAAAAAGAUGUCACAUCAGCCGCUAGUAUAGGUGAAAGUAGAACUGAUAUUGGAACACUAUUUGGGGUGUUUGUCGCAAUUUUGAUCGUGGGAGGUAUUGUUGCCGGCGUUGUUUAUUAUAUGCACGGUCAUGGUCAUUUGCUACAUAAGUCAUCCAGUGGAGUUUCUUUCGAAAACCCUAGUUACUUGAGAGAAGUCAAUAUGGAAAACAUGAAUCAAAGUGAUAUGGCUUACCCUUCCGCGGCUAAUGGCAUAGCCACCGCUGAAUGGAAACAAGAUCAUUUGCAUACAGCCACCGAAGUGCCUCCAACGUUGUACGAAGAGCUUAAACUCGGUUCAGACGGUGCCGGUUUCAAACGAUUAAAACCAUAGAUACACAACACACAGUAUUACCAACCAAUAAUCCAAAAAAACCUAAAAAAAUGUAUUUUAUAUUAUAGAAUCAUAUUGAUUAUUUAUGUGUUUAAUUUUCGGCAUUGAGUGCACGAUGAAAAUACAAUUUAAUUUUAACGUCACAAAUAAUAAUAUAUAAUUAUAAUAAUUAUAUCAAUAUUAUAUAAUCAGGAGUACCACGCUAUUGGUGUGUAUAAUAUGUAGGUUAAACAUAGUAAUAAUAAUAAUAAUAAUCGGUGGUUAGAGAGCGACCUGUCAUCGGGAAUUUAACUUGUGUUAGGUAUUUUUGUUUUUAAUUUGGCGUCUACGCGUUUUGAAAUGUGCUACCCAAGUACUGCUGUUUGACCUUUAAUCAGUUAAAAUGUGUACCCUGCGAAAAAAAGACGCUAAAUUAAAAAUAAAACCCUCACUAUUCAUUAGAUGAAUUUAUUAUAUAAGUGUUUUAUGUACACAAGCGCUUUGUUAAUAGUUUUAUGUUAAAAUUAUUGUACUAUGCGUAAGAUGCGAUUACGAUAUUAAAACGCUGCUACUAUGUAUAGUCAUUGUUAGGAAUUUCGUAAAUGUAUGUUUUUAUUCUAGUUUUACUUUGUAUUGUAACGUGUAAUAUAUUAUAUUAAAAAAAAAGACACACAUAUUAUAAUUAUACAUAUAUAUAUAUAUAUAAGGCGAUAAAAAAUGUAACCACUGUGAUCUCUGUUAAUCUAUAUCUAUGUAAUCAUAAUAUUAAUAAGUGCAGUCGUUCAAUUUUAAAUAUAAGAACAAUCUUUUGCACCAGAUUUUAUAGAUCCAACAUCAUAAUAUUGAACUAAAAAUGAACUUGUGGUUUUUUUG
This is a messenger RNA of Adelges cooleyi (spruce gall adelgid), 5442 nucleotides long. Its product is annotated as Ig-like and fibronectin type-III domain-containing protein 1. The record is from RefSeq and is a predicted model, not a curated record. The transcript has 24 exons. Gene Ontology annotation, molecular function: protein binding. NCBI's taxonomy places the organism in Eukaryota, Metazoa, Arthropoda, Insecta, Hemiptera, Adelgidae. Bases 316 to 4590 code for a protein of 1424 amino acids.